This is a messenger RNA of Benincasa hispida (wax gourd), 1798 nucleotides long. RefSeq names its product aldehyde dehydrogenase family 3 member F1-like. Gene Ontology annotation, molecular function: aldehyde dehydrogenase (NAD+) activity. Gene Ontology annotation, cellular component: cytoplasm. Gene Ontology annotation, biological process: aldehyde metabolic process. NCBI's taxonomy places the organism in Eukaryota, Viridiplantae, Streptophyta, Magnoliopsida, Cucurbitales, Cucurbitaceae. The record is from RefSeq and is a predicted model, not a curated record.
AAUAGGAAAGUUGGAGGAAGAUACAAGAAUAAGGAAGAAGAGAAGUAGUGUGAGGUUUUGGAGGCAUAUUAAUUAUGGAGAGUUUGGAGGUGAAUUUAGAGGAAACAAGAGAGUAUUACAAGACUGGAAUAACAAAGGAAGCAUCUUGGAGAGUUUCACAGCUUAAAGCCAUACGCCAAUUUCUUAACCACAAUCAACAACAAAUUUACAAUGCCCUUUCCCAAGACUUGGGAAAACACCAUGUUGAAGCUUUUAGAGAUGAGAUUGGUAAUCUGGAAAUGUCCCUCAAUUUUGCUUUGGAAAAUUUGAAACAUUGGAUGUCUCCCAAAAAGGCAAAAUUGCCGACAAUAGCGGUGCUGAAUUCAGCAGAAGUGGUUUCCCAGCCUCUGGGAGUUGUUCUUAUAAUCUCGUCUUGGAACUUUCCGUUUGGGUUGUCGUUGGAGCCGUUGAUAGGAGCACUAGCAGCCGGAAAUUGCGUGUUUCUGAAGACGUCGGAGUUUUCUCCGGCAAGUUCAGCUUUUCUGGCCAAAAACAUCGGAAAUUAUGUUGACAAUAAAGCUGUUAGAGUUGUUGAAGGAGGCGUGGCGGCCGGCGAGCGGCUGCUGCAGCAGCGUUGGGCGAAAAUUUUCUUUACAGGAAGUGAACGAGUGGGGCGGAUUGUUAUGGCGGCCGCCGUGAAACACCUUACGCCGGUGGUUUUGGAGCUCGGCGGGAAGUGCCCUGCCAUUGUUGACUCCCUUUCGUUUUCAUGGGAUAUUGAGUCUGCUGCCAAAAGGAUCGUGAUCGGAAAAUUUGGAACCUGUGCCGGACAAGCUUGCGUAGCAAUCGAUUAUAUCCUUCUUGAACACAGAUUUAUAUCCACCUUGGUCGAGUUGCUGAAGAAGUUCAUCAAGGAACUCUUCGGUAAAGGUCCUAACCAGGCAAAAUGCAUGGCGAGGAUCAUAAACAAACAAAAUUUCUUGAGGUUGAAGAAGAUGGUGGAUGAACCUGCUGUCCAAUCUGCAAUCAUCUAUGGAGGAUCCAUGGACGAGGACAAAUUGUUUGUUGAGCCGACUAUUGUGUUGAAUCCACCAAACGAUGCAGAAAUUAUGAGAAAUGAAAUCUUUGGACCAAUCCUUCCCAUAAUUGGACUUGACAAGAUUGAAGACAGUAUAGAUUUCGUCAAUUCAAGGCCUAAGCCUCUUGCCAUUUAUGCCUUCACAAAAGACAAAGCUUUUCAAAGAAGACUCGUCUCAGAAACUACGUCUGGCAGCUUGACAUUUAAUGAUGCAAUUAUUCAGUAUGCAGUGGAUACACUCCCGUUUGGAGGGGUUGGUGAAAGUGGGUUUGGCAGAUACCAUGGAAAAUUCUCAUUCGACACCUUUAGUCAUGAAAAGGCAAUUGUGAAAAGGAGCUUCUUGGUGGACUUCUGGUUCAGAUAUCCCCCCUGGAACAAUCACAAGCUCCAGCUACUUAGACACACUUACAAUCUUAACUAUUUUCAGUUAGUACUCACUGUUUUGGGUCUGAAAAAAUCUUAAUUAUUAGAAGACACGUCUUCCUUGGCUUCUCUUCAGAUCCUCAUUCUACCGUACAAAUAAAACAAAUAUCUACUUUUGUAAUAACAAAAUGUGUAUUCAAUUUCAAUGAGGACAAUCCCAUCUUAAUUCUUGUCAGUUACCAUUACUCCUUUAAAUAGUUAAAUGUUAAUUGGGGUCACCACCUUAUCUCUAGCCAAUACGAUCCCAACUGUAAAAGUUCAAUACUCUUUGUCAUCUUUACUUAUUUAUUUCAAGAGCAUCCUAUUAGAUGAACAAAA